AUGGCCAAGCUGGGAGACCUCGCGGCCUUCAAAGCCGCCAUUGGCCUGCUGAAAGAGAGGGGCAAGGAGCACAUUGUCAACGAAGUCUACCGCUUGUGCCGCGAAGAGCUUAAGGCCCCGCUGAGCUCUGGCACGACGGUGAACCACGUGCAGAAGAUCUACGAGUCCUUUACUCCAGAGGAGAUCUCGCUGCGCAUCGCCCAGGACGUGCGACCCGAGGACUGCAAGGCCAAGGUCCACAUCCUGUACCAGAGCGUGGAGGACCUCCACCGUGCGCUGCCACACCACAGCGGCGACUGGAAGCUCGGCGUUGCGUUUCAGAGCGGUGGGAGCGUGAUGCCUUUUUCAUACACCAACGCUUCAAGUAUGCGGGGCUCCCGCUAA
Molecule: messenger RNA, 384 nt
Organism: Symbiodinium natans
Lineage: Eukaryota; Dinophyceae; Suessiales; Symbiodiniaceae
Source: the annotation of a GenBank genome assembly